AUGCCGGAGGCACCAGGAACCGCCAUUCAAAAGACUCACAACGAGUUCACGCUCAUGUUCGUAGUUGACGACCAACCGGUCAGCUUCACGGGACGACUGUCCCCCUCUAUACAACCUUUCAGCACAAGAGUGGCUACCCUGACAUACAAUGAUCUCGAUGAUCUGAAGUCUACCCGUUCGUUCAACGGGAAAAUUGGACCCAUGACCUUCGAGCUGAACUUCGACAACGGCACUUCAGCCAAAGGGGACCUCCACGCACCUGGUGUACAGUCUGCUGAGAUGGUCAGUGGUUCUGGUCAGUGGCAGCAGAUGUAG
Fusarium coffeatum is the source of this 315-nucleotide messenger RNA. RefSeq lists its product as uncharacterized. The record is from RefSeq and is a predicted model, not a curated record. The transcript has a single exon. Lineage: Eukaryota; Fungi; Ascomycota; Sordariomycetes; Hypocreales; Nectriaceae. Bases 1 to 315 code for a protein of 104 amino acids.